AUGUCUUCUCAAAACUGUUCUAGUUCUCUGUCACUGAAAGACAUAUUUGAAAAUGGAUUUCUGAUUGGUGCUUCUGGUUACAGCAUCUCUCCGGGUAGCAGCUGUUUCCUAGAAAUGAGCAGCAUCCCCCAGCCUGAUGCAUGUGACAGUGCAAGCAAGAUGCAGAAUGUGACAAAGGGAAGCUCUCUGGCUCUAAAGGCAACAGACUCCUCCAUCAGCAGCACAAAGGAGAACCUGCAGGCCUCAUCGGAUGCUCUUGCAUCUUUCUGCAAGACUCCCAUCCAGCCAUGUGCCUUUGACUUGUCAAGCUCAAGCUCUGCAAAUGACAGCAAAACCAAUUACACAGAGGGUGUGUUCCACAAUACCAAAUCUUCUACUCCAUGCAGGGAAGAUAAUCCCUCUAAACCGACAACUGAGAAUAUGUCGAAGAGCUCUGAAAUAAAUGAUGUUGCAGUCUUCAAGAAGCCGCCACCGCCACCACCAAUAUUGGAGAUCUCUGGAAUACAAGCCACUCUGGGCAAUGUACUUUCUCCAGAAGCAAGCUUAGAAGAAUUUGGGUCCCUGGGCUCUGUGAAGCUUGAUACACCAUCUCUGGAGAUGUCAAACCUUGCCAUGCCUCUGGGUGGUGGUAGUGCUGUGUCUGUUACUAUUACAAGACACUAG
This is a messenger RNA of Podarcis lilfordi (Lilford's wall lizard), 663 nucleotides long. NCBI's taxonomy places the organism in Eukaryota, Metazoa, Chordata, Lepidosauria, Squamata, Lacertidae. The record is from the annotation of a GenBank genome assembly.